Entelurus aequoreus (snake pipefish) is the source of this 1985-nucleotide messenger RNA. Its product is annotated as receptor-type tyrosine-protein phosphatase V-like. The record is from RefSeq and is a predicted model, not a curated record. Gene Ontology annotation, biological process: protein dephosphorylation. Bases 259 to 1395 code for a protein of 378 amino acids. The transcript is spliced from 10 exons. Gene Ontology annotation, molecular function: protein tyrosine phosphatase activity. Lineage: Eukaryota; Metazoa; Chordata; Actinopteri; Syngnathiformes; Syngnathidae.
UUGUUGGAAACUUGUUGGAGCGGGUUUUUCCUCUUGUUGGAACAGUUUUGUAGUAAGAAUGCAGUUUGUCUUGGAUCGUGUCUUUCUGACUAAACAUUGCUGUGGCAGAUUGGAUGAGGAGUUGGGUUUCAAAGGGGCUAUUAACUUACCAACAUCAUUAUAUGAAGCGACCAUUACGGUAAACCAUUAAGAGCAGGGAUGGAACUUUGUAUCUUCUUUACUUACUUUGUAUUUAAUUGAUUAUUGCUAGUUUGUGAAAUGUGUUUUUUUAUAGCAUUCCAUUCUCAAACUGACAAUCAUCAGCCUUCAACACACUGCCUGAGUUGGUGGUCAAGUACAAGGAAAGACAUGAGGUCGCAGACUUUUUCAAAAGCACAGAUCCUCCAGGAUUUUGACUCUGUUUGCCAAACACUCUCUGCGUGUAACAACAAAGGCUUUAAACAAGAAUUUGAGAAGCUAAAUGAUGUCGGCAAAGAUCUGUCAAUGAAAGUGGGGGAGUUAGAGGCUAACAGAGAAAAGAACCGCUACCCGUACAUUUUACCAUAUGACCACUGUCGGGUGAGAUUGUCCAUUCAAAACUCCAAUCCCAACUCUGACUACAUCAAUGCAAAUUUUGUGCCAGGCGGAGGAUCAGAACGAGACUUCAUCUGCACCCAGGGCCCAACGCUAAACACUAUAGUUGAUUUCUGGAGGAUGGUGUGGGAGCAGAACGUGAGGGUAAUCGUCAUGGUGACAGCUGUGAAACACAAGGACAUAGUGCUGUGUGACGAGUAUUGGUCUCUGCAAUCAGGAACAGUUUAUCACGGACCUUUCCAAGUGAGGACAGUAACUCGGAAACAAUUGGGCCCAGAUUAUUUUACCUCCACCAUUCACCUCAGACAGAGAGACUGUCUCACAAAAAGGAUCAUAACACACUAUCAAUAUCCAUCCUGGCCCGACCGCGGCGUUCCAACGGACCCUUCCUCACUCUGUCGCUUUACAGAUCACGUGCGAUGUCUUUUGCAAGACAUGCCACGUCUGGGGCCAGCUGUGGUGCACUGCAGUGCAGGCGUAGGACGAUCGGGGACAUUUGUCGCACUGCUGUGGAUGAUGCAGCUGUGCAUAUGCGGCAGGCGGCCUGAUAUCCAAGCUGCUGUUGCUGACCUACGACUACGUAGAAUGUGGAUGGUUCAGACUCUGGAGCAGUAUAUAUUUGUUCAUCAGUGUCUGCUAUACUGGCUAAGCGGUGGAACGUCACAAGGCUUUACACACUUGGAGCAUGCAAACCAAGAAGCUAGGGGAAGAAAUCGCCAUCACAGACAAAAAACUAAUUCAGAAGAACCUCAGGGCACAUUGCAGCUACUGCGGAGACUGCUACCCUCAUCCCUGCUAAAUCUAGGCUCACAUGCUUCUUAAACUACCUUCAGAAAGUCUUGGUGGUUGGAAGUGGAAAAAACGCAGGCUGCACUUCCGUCACAAGUAGCUAAUCCGGAAAACAAAGGAGCAGCAACAUGCACACCACAAAGGAAGUGUGACAACCUGCCAGGCUGGCCGAACCUGUUCCUAACUUGCAGGUCUCAUGGGAACAAUCCGGCUGCUAUCAUGCAUACAUAUCCACAGCUUAGGUUCUCAUACUGCAUCAAUGUAUGACAAGUUACCCAAUGGUUAUUUUUGUAGCCUGUUUUAUACUUUGACCUUUAUUAAGAUUUGUUUAAAAAAUGAUCACUGUGUAUUGAUUUAUUCUCACACAAUGUAGGCUACCAGUACUUAUGGAUGCACGUGAACAAUUCAUACUGGACGUACAAGAAAGGCAAACACAUGGUAUUGCAGCUGUACAAAGAAAGGGUUUCAAAAAACCCACAGGCACUGCCAGUAUCCUCAGAUGACAGUGAUUAAUAAUAUAAGACAGAACUAAGUAUUUUACAUUAUAGUACAGUAUGGGCUCAUCGCCUUGAUCAGUCAUUUCACGGAUGUCAUUUAAUAAAGACAAAUAAAUCAAAUCUUAG